AGGCCUCUCUCCUGGCAACGGCACCAGCGCAGGCAGAGAGGAGGAUCCCAAUGUGGCAAGGGAGAGGAGGGCUAAGCAGCGGCGGCGGCGGCGAAGGAGGGGGCCAAGCGAGACAAGGGGAGCCGCAGCAACCGCCGCCGAGGAGCUGAGCGGCCUGUCUGGGCAAGCGGGGGUGGCGAAGCCUCUGCAGCACUGGCACCCCCGCCGACGCCGCACCCCCGCCGACGCCACCCCCCCGCCGGGCACCUCACGCCCGCCCGGGUGGAGGCGGAGGCGGCGGAGGCGAAAAAGGAGGAGGUUCGGGCAGCAGAAUACUGUAAUUGAAGGAGCAUCCGCUAAGCUUGGGAGGAAAAGAGGAUCCUGAUUUGGGUGGUUAAUUUAUUUUUCCAAGAUAGAGGAGAGCGUCACACCACCACCUAGAACUGGAUUUUCACCCUAGUUUAGCAGCUUUGCUGCUCACUUAAAUACAGAUGAAUGAAGACCCCAUUUGGAAAGGCACCAGGUCAGCGAUCCAGAGCUGAUGCAGGGCAUGCAGGUGUGUCUGCCAGCAUGAUGAAGAAGAGAGCUUCCCACAAAAAGCAUCGAAACAACAUGGGACCAAGCAAACCAAUUUCUCAACCCAGAAGAAAUAUUGUAGGCUGCAGAAUACAGCAUGGAUGGAAAGAAGGGAGUGGACCUGUGACACAGUGGAAAGGCACAGUCCUAGAUCAGGUUCCUGUAAAUCCCUCUCUCUACCUUAUUAAAUAUGAUGGAUUUGAUUGUGUGUAUGGACUAGAACUGCACAAAGAUGAGAGAGUUUCGGCACUUGAAGUCCUUCCAGACAGAGUUGCUUCAUCUCGAAUCAGUGAUGCCCAUCUGGCAGACACAAUGAUUGGCAAAGCAGUGGAACAUAUGUUUGAGACAGAAGAUGGUUCAAAGGAUGAAUGGAGGGGAAUGGUCUUGGCUCGGGCACCUAUAAUGAACACAUGGUUUUAUAUUACCUAUGAGAAAGAUCCUGUCUUGUACAUGUACCAGCUUUUAGAUGACUAUAAAGAAGGUGACCUCCGUAUUAUGCCUGAUUCCAAUGAUUCGCCUCCAGCAGAACGGGAACCAGGUGAAGUUGUGGACAGCCUAGUUGGGAAACAAGUGGAAUAUGCCAAAGAAGAUGGCUCAAAAAGGACUGGCAUGGUCAUUCACCAAGUUGAAGCCAAACCCUCUGUCUAUUUUAUCAAGUUUGAUGACGAUUUCCAUAUUUAUGUCUAUGAUUUGGUGAAGACAUCCUAGACACCACCUUGCAAACUUUUGCCAAACUUGUGGAACUUCAAUGUAAAAUUUGUAGACACAAAGACUUAACUGCUUUCCAGUUUAUUUGAAAGCUUAAUGUCCCUGCGAGCCCACAAUCUCUGCCAGGAAAACUAUUCCAUUGUGAACUAUACAAAUAGACAUUUAUGUGAACAUGUCACAUUGUGUAAGAGAACUUCUUUUCUUGAAGGAAGUCUUCUGGGGGUAUGUGGAUGAAGUUAGAGAAAACAGCAGCUGCAAAUUCAAGCUGUGUUAAGUGGAUCUAGCAAUGUAAACAUUAAACUGAUUUUUUUUUUGAUUUUUUUUUUUACAAUUUGUAAGUUUCCCAUCAGCUUCUCACUUGACAGUUCAACUGCCACAUGCAAGUGUAGCAUGGUAUUAUAUUGCUUUCAUGUAUGUAACAUUAAGUUUUCUUGUCUGGCAGUCCUUGUUUCCAGGGUUUGGGCAGAGAUGGUUAUAAAACGUUUAAAGCAGUGUUAAGGAGUGCCUAACCAAUUUAACAUCAGUGUACUGUGUUCAGAUUAGCUGUUAAGCUACUAUUACAUGAGAAUUUUGUACAUUUUAGUUUGCAAGCAAGUAGAACACAACAGAUAUGUAACACAGUUGAUGAGAGAAUGCAGAGAAAGCCCAUAUUUCAAAAUUUUAGGACCUGGUCAAAAUACUGAAAAGGAUGCCUUCAAUUCUAUAUGUUAGGGAAUUUUUUGUUACUUUUAGCAGAACCAGGUGCUUGGUGCCAUAGCAGUCUAAUACUUCAUAUUAGCAUUAAAGAAUACUAUACAGCAACUACUGAGUGUCUCUAUCAGAAUUAGCAACCUAGAUACUUGUGUGUAGACUUAAAUCUGUUACACAUAAACCACAAGAAGAGUCCUCUUACACUAAAGUCUUGUGUUGCAGAGAAGGAAGAUAAUUUGCCUUCUACUUGAUCUGCUGCAUUCCUUCUCAUUUUAUUGUGUCUGGUUCAAGGAGGCAUCUAUUUUUUUCUGGCCUUUCUUCUUGGGGUAUGACCUGACAAAACAUCUUACAACUCAAAACCUGUUGUCGCCUUUUGUGGUGUAUGUUUGUGUUUGCUCGAGGUAUGCUGUUUAAUGUGAACUUCAUUAAAAGAACACUAGGGUUCUGCAUGCUAAUGGUGUACUAUCUAACGAAAGCUAGACAGUCUCCAUGGUUCAAUUACCUGCAGCCAGAUUGUAGAUGUAAAUAAGCAGCCCACUGAAUCCGCUCUUGAUUUUAUUUUAUUUUGCAAAGUGGAAGGUAGGUAGGUGUGGCAGCUACUUUAAAAUAAUCAGUGAGAAAAUACCAGAGCAGCAACAAAGUUUCCAAGGCAGAACACUGCAAUAGUAAAAACUGUUUUGGAAAAAUAUAUGGGAAGCCAACACCAUUGUUAUAAUAUAGCUUAAAGAAGGAAGAAGAGUGUUGCUGAUCAGUUUGAGGUCCAAAUUAUUUCUGGUGUGGGUAUGCAUAUUGAAAACUCCAUGUUUUAAACCCCACCCCCUUUUUUGCCUGAUUUCAUAUUGUAGCCUUAAGGCUUGUGCCUCGUUAUGCUCUUUAAUGGUAAUAAAUACUCAUCAUAUAAAUACAGUAUCUUAAAAUCUCUUGUCCAUUGCUACUGUUGCUUUAUAUCCCAGUAUUUCAUCAUGGGCAACCAAAGGCAGUCUAUUUGUCUUUUCCAUGAAGAGCUUCUCAGUGCAGUCCUUAAGCCCUAAGUACCUGAGUCAUAAAUGUUCCUUGUGUUCUUGAACAAAGUGAGCAGAUUUGCAACCCAGUGUGUUUUCAUCCUGCAGAUCUGUAUGUUUUCUAUUGACUCUUUAGAGUCCUGCAUGUAAAUCUCAAAGCUGAGCCUGGCUCCAUGAGCCCAAGUUGAUAUUUGUGGCACAAGAAUGAGUGCGUGUAUUAAACAUACACAGAAUACACACAUAAUGUAGUACUUUGAAUUGUGGGCUACAUAAACAAUGAAUCCAAGGUAUGUCUCAAAAUGAUAUUUGCUGAGGAUUAAGUAGAGCGAAAAUUUCACAUUCAAAGGGCUUGCAAUUGAGGGUGUCUUGCAAGUCUCUUGAAUACACCACAUUCUGCCAGUUUUAGAGUAAUCUAUAUUCUGUACAAAUUUUAUGGUUUUUAAAGUGUCCACGUUGUCUGCUUUUUUGAUAGCUUUGUCCUUUUUUUUUUAAAUUAGGCUUGAGAUUAAUUCUACUCCCUUCCCAUCUGCGUUGGGCUUUGUUUGAGGCUCAUGUUUCAGAUCUGCAUGCAGUGCUUGUUACCCUGGUAACUAAAUGUUGGUUCCUUGUUCUAGGGGUUCAACAUGAUUUUCCAAGUUAUCAUGGGGCUUGUGGUGGCACAAGCUAUGGAUCUGUGUAUAAAAGUUACUGGCCUUUCUCUCCAUUUACCUGCUGUAGUAUUGUAUAUUGUGUGUUUUUUGCGUGAUGUCGGGCUGCCCUGUAAAAUUUUAAGACAAACAAAUGCAGACCAUCCUUUUUUGCAUGCUUAGAAGGUAGAAUGUUCAGUGUAACAAAACUUGCAUGUUAAAAAAUGUUUAGAUUUUUAGUUUUUUUAUUUUUGUGUUUUUUUUGUGAAUUUGCUUAUUGUGCUGUUUUAAUGGUGGUUAGUAGGAUUAAAUGCACUGGUGAGGCAAACAUAGUGCCAACAGGAGGUAACUUUCCAGUUGUAUUUGUCAUGCAGCGUUUGAAGGGACCAUGUACACUGCUCAAAAUGAAAUAAAAUCAGUUGAAUUCAACACUCUGCUUUUUUGUGCCAAAUCCUAAAUUAAGUUGAAGUACAAUCAUAUUUUUAAAAAACCCCAAACAAUAAUGGAACAAGCCUUUUCACUGGAUAAGUCUAGCCUUCUUAAAUUAAUUUUUAAAAUAAAGGCUUCUCCAAAGACACGUUAAUUGCAAUCAUUUCAGAGAACCAAAAAAGAAAAAGCUUCAACAAUUUGUGGUUCCUUGGAAAUGCUGCGCUUUUUGUAUUUUACAUCAUUAGUGCAAUUUGGAUGGUUCUUGGUAUGUGUAUAGUUCAAAGGUCUUCGUGUUCACAUUUAAAUUAGGUAAACAACUUCAUCUCUAGAGCUUGGUUUCAUUUUUUUUAUUUUUUAACAAUGUAGACAGUUCCCUGUUCUCUGCAUUUAGAAGUAUAAACACUUUAAAUCUGUUACUUAAUUCUGUAAGUAAUUUUUAUAAUUAUGAUGUAACUCUAUCCUUAAAACAUUUAAAAUAAACCCUUUAUGUGCAA
Hemicordylus capensis (graceful crag lizard) is the source of this 4503-nucleotide messenger RNA. It is a transcript of the gene SPIN1, whose product is annotated as spindlin 1. The record is from RefSeq and is a predicted model, not a curated record. NCBI's taxonomy places the organism in Eukaryota, Metazoa, Chordata, Lepidosauria, Squamata, Cordylidae. The transcript has 6 exons. Gene Ontology annotation, biological process: gamete generation. Bases 475 to 1263 code for a protein of 262 amino acids.